AUGAAUAGCGUCGAGAUCGAGAGGAGGUCGGCUAGAAUGUCGAGAUCUGUAAAAAAUGCGACGACUGCAGUCGCCGAGAGCAUCGCGACGGUCGCGUUGACCGGCGUCCCCGUCCUCCGGUCGACCCUCGCGAACCACGGCGGCAUCAUGUGGGCCCGCGCGAUGUGGUUCCAACCGACCCGCUCGAACGCCCUUGAAAAAGGCGCGUCCGGGUCGAUCUCGCCGUACGGAACCAUCAGGCAGAGCGUCGUCGCCAGCACGCAGUAUAUGACCGUCGUCAUCACCAUGGAACCGACGAGCCCGAUCGGGAUGUCACGUGGCGGGUUUUUGGUCUCCUCGGCCAGCGUCGAGACGGCGUCGAAACCGAUGUACGCGAAGAAUAGAACGGACGAGGCCUUGAAGAUGCCGCGCACGCCGUACGGGGCGAAGGGGACCGAUUAUGAUGAAGGCGAUGACAAUGACGUGGACGAUGGAGGCGACGUAGUUGAGGCGGGACGAGCCUUUCGUGCUCAGGACGGCAAGGAGGCAGAUGGCGGCGAGGACGAAGACGGCAAUCGGGUCGAGCUCGUUGUAGCCUUCGCGGAGGGAGUGGGCCACGAUGCGGAAUUCGAUGGGCCGGUGCCCGCAGAGGGUCGCGAAGUAGGAAGUCCACGCGCGGGCAACGGCGGCCCCGCCGAUUACAUACUCGAGGAGGAUGUUGCCGGCCGCGAUGAAGGCGAUGAAGUCGCCGAGCUCGACUCGGAGGUCAACAACGGAAUACAAACGGAGCCAUUACGAAUAGUGCAGAAUUUUUUUGAGAACACCGACAGCAACGCUGAUAGCCCCGAGACCACGUACGACAGCACGACGGCGGGGCCGGCGCCCUCCUUCGCCUCCUUUCCGGUGAGGACGAAUAUUCCGGCACCGAUGACGGCGCCCAUGCCAAACCAAAUCAGGUCCCACCACGUCAGCGUCCUCUUCAUCUCGUGCUCGCUGCGCGCUUUCACCUCGAGCUCCGCGUCCGCGGUAGACCGGGUCAGGACCCGGUCCGCCAGCCGAGCCGGUGUCUGCCUCAGAGCGUUGACGUAG
Striga asiatica is the source of this 1068-nucleotide messenger RNA. The record is from the annotation of a GenBank genome assembly. Lineage: Eukaryota; Viridiplantae; Streptophyta; Magnoliopsida; Lamiales; Orobanchaceae.